CCCGCCAACUCCCCGACAGGCCACACCACCCCACCCACUACUGCUCCACGGCUGCAGACCACUCGCCAUGCCCCGCCCCCGCCGGGGGUCACGUGCGCAUGGGGCGGCCGACCUUUUCCGGGAAGCGCGCGCUGGGGGCCGGAAGGAGUCGAGUGGUCGUGUGUGUCGAUCUUCAAGAUGACUAAAAAAAGGAAACACCAGGAAGAUUUCCAAAAGGUGAAGCUAAAAGUUGGAAAAAAGAAGCCUAAACUCGAAAAUGUAACCGAUACAAACUUCAAAACAAAAGCCAUACAAAUUCCAGAACAGCUUAAAGAAGAUGGAAUGCUUCCAACACAGAACAGAAAACUUAACAUAAAGGAUCUACUUUCACAGAUGCAUCACUACAGUGCUGGUGUGAAGCAAAGUGCUCUGGUUGGACUCAAAGAUCUAUUGUCUCAGUAUCCAUUUAUAAUUGAUGCACAUCUUUCAAAUAUAAUAAGUGAGGUGGCAGCUGUGUUUACAGACAAGGACAGUGGUGUCAGAGGAGCAGCAGUGUGCCUACUUCAAUUUUUGGCUUCAAAAUUACGAGCUGAGCAGAUUGCUCCCUAUUUUCCUUUGGUGAGUGCCCAUCUCUCCAGCGCCAUGACUCACAUCAGUGAAGGGAUUCAAGAGGAUUCUUUGAAGGUUUUGGACAUUUUGUUGGAAGAAUACCCGGUUCUUCUUACUGACCGCAGCAGUAUAUUGCUGAAAAAUUUUGUAGAGCUUAUUUCUCACCAACAGCUGUCAAAAAGACUGAAAAAUAGAGAGAAAAUAUCCUGGAUGCUGUCUGUUAAUCCUAACCGCAGAGUAACGUCACAACAGUGGAGACUUAAUGUGCUGGUCAGGCUCAGAAAGUUUCUCCGGGCAUUGGUAGAUGGAGCUAGUGAAUUAGAAGAUGAAGAAGGGCUGCAGGAGCAAAAGGAGGGUUCUCUCUCUUCGAAAAAUCCAGUCUGUAUAAAUUGGAAGGAGCAUGCCAGUAACCAGCAGCCUAUCCAGCUGUAUGAGAACGGUGGGUCACAACCAAAGAUCAAGUCUUCAUUUAGACUGAGGUCACUGGUAAGCAUGACAGACAGAAUGGAGAAAGGCCUGUCUUCUGCUGAAAAUUUAAAGGGGUUUAUUGAGAUAAUAAUUCCAUUACUGAUUGAGAGCUGGAUUGAAGCUUCUCCUGCACAGCCUGGUGCUCCUGUUCUUGGAAACCUUUUGGAACCAGAAUCUCAACAGCUUAUGCAACAAGUGCUUAAUAUAAUACACUUGUUGUGGAAACUCACAAAGCAGCAUGAUGAAAUGCACAAAAUGGAGGUAUGGCUUCGAGUGAAUUACCUUGUGGAUUUCAAACAGCACUUCAUGCGUCAUUUUCCUUAUUCUUUUCAAGAAACAGUCAAGCACAAAAAGAAGGAUUCAUACAAAAGCAACAGGUACUGUAUGACCUCUUCAAACAGCAUAGACCAUCUUUUACUGAAUUUAACCCUGUGUGACAUAAUGGUUUCACUAUCAAGUACUUCAACACUUCAGUUGGAUUCCGACUGGCUAGAUAUGAUAAGAAAUUUUGUGACAGAUACUCUUCAGGAUGGCAGCAAAUUGAAUUCCAAGCAGCUGAACAGAUUGCUUGGAGUGACAUGGAGACUAAUGCAGAUACAGCGAAAUAAAGUGGCAGCAGAGACUUUGAUAAAAGCAGUAUAUAUGCUGUACCAACAAAAGAAUCUCUUGUUUCCUGUUCGCACCUUACUUUUGAAGUUUUUUAGCAGAGUUUAUCAAAAAGAAGAGCUGAGCCCUCAAGGAAUCAGAAAUCGAAGUAAAAUUUUAUCUCGUUGGCUGGCUGGCCUUCCUCUCCAGCUCGUUCUGCUAGGCUCAAGAAACCCUGAGCUUUCAAACCAGCUGAUUGAUACCAUUCAUUCUGCUGCAUCUCGUUCAAAGAAAGAGUUGCUUCAGAGUUUACAAGCCAUUGCUUCUCGAAUUUAUGAUCCACUAGAUGGCACUCUGGUUCUUCUUCCAGCUGAGUCACAGCGACGUUUAGUACAGCUUGUGUACUUCCUACCAUGUCUACCAACCUGUUUACUUUCUUCUUUAAGUCGUUGCUGCAUUAUGGGAAGAAUGUCUUCAGAACUAGCUGCCACCCUGAUUGGGAUAUUGCAUAUGAGAUCAUCCUUUGCAGGAUGGAAGUGCCAAGUGCAAGAUGGCUCAUUGAAUGAUAUAGACUAUUUCAGCUUCUUUUUUUCAACCCUCACAGGGUUUUCAAGAGAGGAAUUGAUGAGCCUUCAGAGCAUUAGAGGAAAACCUCACAUUAGCCAGACGCAACUUUCACCUAUUCGUCUCUAUCUGACUGAUCUGGACCAGUUUUUACACCACUGGGGUGUGACAGAGGUGGUGUGUCACAGCUUGUCUACCAUUCCUUCACGAAGUCAGUGUUUUGAUAUUCUUCAGAGUGGCAUCUGUAAAUACCUGGUUGGAAUGGCUGUAAUACCUGAUAGCACAGCUGGAUCCAUCUUGUAUGCCAUAAAUAAGCUCCUGGAUCAAGCCUGCAUUUUAAGUGAAAAUCUACACAAGUUUCUGGCUUCUUGCUGUUACAGUCUGCUUUAUUUCCUCUUAACUCUAGACAAAGAGGAUGCAGAACAUAUACAGAAGAGGGAUGUGCUGUGGGGGUCAUGUAUUUCAAUGCUAGCACUCCUACCGCGAGUCUUGAGGUUGAUGCUGCAAAGUCUCCAAGUGAGCAGGGUCUGUCGAGAAGAAAUGCCAGUCAUUGCUCAGUUGCUUCGCUUGCUAAUUCAGCAUGGGCAGCUCAGAAGCCACAUGGUAACAAAUGAACUUCUGGUGCAACAGCUUAUCAAGGAUAUGAUGACACAGAAGACUGGUGAAGUCCAAGAGCAGUGGCUCACAGACCUCCAUUACUGUUUCAACAUAUAUCUUGCAUCACAUCCCCAAGGACCUGGUGCUAUGAAUACAGUAUAUUGAAUAGAUGGAACUUGUGCAUUUACUUAAAAUGUUUACUUCUGUUUGUUUUAAUGGAAAGUGUUGCAACAAUGUUUGUCGUAAACAAAGAUCAUAAAGUGGAACUUAAAAUAAAAUUGUUUAUAAAAUCUG
Messenger RNA from Alligator mississippiensis (American alligator), 3096 nucleotides. It is a transcript of the gene TEX10, whose product is annotated as testis expressed 10. NCBI's taxonomy places the organism in Eukaryota, Metazoa, Chordata, Crocodylia, Alligatoridae. The transcript is spliced from 15 exons. Gene Ontology annotation, cellular component: MLL1 complex; nucleus. The record is from RefSeq and is a predicted model, not a curated record. The coding region runs from base 178 to 2967 and encodes 929 amino acids.